AUUUCAGGACUUGAUAUCAGUUUUAUCACUCAUACAGCCAUGUGAUUCCUUUCCACCAAUUAAAACAUCAAGCCAGUUGGAGUGUAAUUCACACAAUGAAUACACCCCUUGACAUAAAUUUAUUAAGAUUUUUAUGAAGUGUAGGAUAUCAUUAAAAGAUCUAAUAUGGCUGUAUCUGGGAAAAAAACACAGACCAAAUUUUCUCCUAUGAUAUCCCUUGGCUCAGAUGAAGACUUUGAAACUUUCUGUCAACCAUGUGACCAAGAUGACCUCAGACUUCCUGCCUUUGGGUUCUGCAUGGAUUGUGAAGAGCACCUUUGUGAGUCCUGUUUUACCCACCACAGACGUGCCAGGCCAUCCAGACAUCAUUCCCUCCUGGAUAAACACAACAUGCCACACACUCUACAAGUUCCAUCAAAAUCUGUCCAUACUGCUCAAUCUGAUGAUCUUUCAACACCCUGUGCUAAACACAAGAAAGAAAUGAUCAAGUUCUAUUGUCACGACCAUAAGGCUCUUGUCUGCAGCGUAUGUGUAACCCUUGAACACACUGGUACAUCUUGUCACGUCAACUAUAUACCCGACAUCUCUACUCAAUGCCUAAACAGCAAGGAGUAUACAAGUACCUUAAAAGAAAUGGAUAUAAUAACUCAGAAAUUACAGAAAACAACAGCAGAUCUAACAGAAAAGAUAACCAGUUCAAACAAUAUCUUAGAAGAUAUUCUUGCAGAUAUAAAGAAGUUCAGAAACGAGAUAAAUCAAAGAUUAGAUGAAUUAGAAAAGCAAGCUUUUGACAAGGCAAGGGCCCUACAACGAGAUAAUGAAGGAAGACUGAAGACGGUAGAAACAGCCAAUAUCACAAAGCUUCUGAAAGCUUCAGCUGAUUCCAUUAAACAUUUCAAUACGUCUAAACAAACAGACAGGCUCUUCAUGGAACUCAAAUCUGCAGAGAAACUGAUCAAAGAUGGACAGAAAAAACUUUCACAGCUACCUUCACCUGAUGAUGUUAAAGAAUAUUUCUUUCAACCAAACCCAAAAAUAUUCAGCUUUCCUUUCAAGGAAAAAUCGCUUGGUGCAUUAAAACAUUACUCCUGGCAAGGAAAUAUCUGUGUGAAGAAAGCGGAAGAUGAAAGCAGUUGCUGGAUAACUGGAAUGACUCUCCUUGCACCUUCGAAACUUCUUCUCACUGAUUUGUAUAAUGACUCAAUCAAAAUGGUUAAUGUGAACAACGAUUCCGUAACUGAUGAAUUAUACUUAAAUACCUAUCCCUGGGACAUCACCCCAGUAACCAGAGGCCAAGUUGCUGUCACCCUACCUGCAAAGGACACAAUUCAGUAUGUGUCUGCUUCUUCAAACAAACUCUUAUUGAAGCACAAACUGGAUGUAGAUGGAGAAUGCUACGGCCUAAGUUGUUAUGGAGACAAACUUGCAGUGACAUUUUGCUGUCCAGGAAAACUCCAAAUCAUUGAUUUAAAAGGUAAAGUACAAACAACAGUAGCAACAAACUCAAAUGGGGAAGAUGUUUUCAGUAAACCAGAUUAUGUCAUAUCCAACAGCCACUCUAUAUAUGCAUCUGACAGGGAGAAGCAUGUAGUUAUUAGGUUAAACUGGCAAGGUGAGCUGACAGGAAGUUAUGAUGCUAUGGGCUCUCCAAGAGGCCUUGCUUUGUUAGAGGAUGACUCCAUUGUAGCGUGUGAUGCUUACAAUAGCAACAUACAACAUAUAUCUGCUGACUUAAAAAAAGGUCAUGUUGUGUUCAAGGAUGUGAAGUAUCCCCAGGCUAUCUAUUUGUGUGGUACUAACAAUAAACUGUACAUCAGUCGUGACAGUUAUGAUGAGAAAAAUAAACAUCUAAUUCGAGUCUUCAAGAUGUUAUAGUAAAAUAUCGGAAACUGUGGAGAUAGAUACAGGAACUGAACCUUCAGACUUCCUUUGUUUAUCAACUGUUGCACAAACUUGAUAUGCAAAUGAGACUGCACAAACUUGAUAUGCAAAUGAGACUGCACAAACUUGAUAUGCAAAUGAGACUGCACAAACUUGAUAUGCAAAUGAGACUGCACAACUUGAUAUGCAAAUGAGACUGUACAGUUUGGUAUGAAUAUAUAGCUGCGCAAUUCAAUAUGCAAAUAAGACUGCAUAAUUUAAUAUGCAAAUUGAUAUGCAAAAGAGGUUGUACAACUUGAUGUGUAAAUGAGGUUUAUUAUAAUCAACAUGGUGUGUAAUAACUUUGUUGUACAAUAUAAACUUACUUUAAAACAUCUCACAAAAUGUUGAUUAAAUUUAACUUGCUGUUCCAUUUUUUAUCAUGCAGUUAUAUUAUAUAUCUCAUUGUACUGACAUUGUAAUCAGUGACUUCAGUCCGACUUUAUUAUGAUACAUUGUACUACAUAUCUGUUGUAAGUUUCAUUUGUUUGUUUUGUGUAAGUGAAUGACAUAUUGAUAAAUAAGUAAAUAUGUCAUAAUGUAGAGUAUCCCUGGCAGUAAUUUCAGCAGAACUGUGGAUUUUAUUUUUAAGAAAUUACUCACACUUUAGUACUUUCUAUAUGGGUGUAAAAACAUGGCCACGUUAUAAUGGGAGGCCAAAGAAUUCAUAUAUACUUUAAACACUAAAAUGUGUUUCUCUGCCUAAUUAAAACUACAGUUAUCAUUUAAAGUGAUUCAAGAAAAGAUUGAUAUAAUGGUAACAAGCGCUCGUAGAACACGAAAUGCCCCCAUGAUGCAUUCAGUAAUUGCACAAGGAACAGAAAUUAUUUGGUCACUGUGCACUGAGGUUUGGCAUACUGACCUCAAAUCAAUAAUUAUGUAAUAGAAAGAGCAUUAAAACUCGAGGGUAAACGAUUUGUAUGAGGGAGCAUAGCCCCCGAGUAUAAAUCGUUUACCCUCGAGUUUUAAUGUUCUUUCUGUUUUGUAUCAUAGCCAUCCAUACAUGGUAGUUGUAGGCGUUCCACAUUGCCAUAUACAGCAGUUCAGUGAGUACUUAAAAUCCUUGCUUUACAAAUGUGUAAAGCCCAGGUAAAACAAGUGAAUGAAGUAUUGCCAUGCAAUACAAAGUCCCCUACUGGAAGGCACCUAAUUUUCUCUACUGCAGUAUAACAUAAUGAACUGAUAUCUGUCAAUGAUGUAUAAACAAUAUUGUACUAUAUAUACAAUAUGUUAUAACAAAACACUUGGAUUAAAAUUUAUAUAGAUAAAAACCUA
Messenger RNA from Mercenaria mercenaria, 3195 nucleotides. Its product is annotated as E3 ubiquitin-protein ligase TRIM71-like. The transcript is spliced from 2 exons. The coding region runs from base 166 to 1875 and encodes 569 amino acids. The record is from RefSeq and is a predicted model, not a curated record. NCBI's taxonomy places the organism in Eukaryota, Metazoa, Mollusca, Bivalvia, Venerida, Veneridae. Gene Ontology annotation, molecular function: zinc ion binding.